AUGUCAGACUCUGCAGCUGCCAUAUUACCUGUCGGCGCCGGUUAUGGUAAGCUCACAUGCGUCGUUAUUGGCAUUGGCUUCUUCUUCGCCUUCCUAAUGAUGGGCAUCUCGUGGAUGCAGAACCGGUACACAGCAUACUCGACAAAGCAAUCGGAGGAGUUCAACACCGCAUCUCGGUCUGUAAAGCCAGGUCUCAUUGCCUCCGGCAUCGUAUCAGCUUGGACUUGGGCUGCUACAUUACUGCAGUCAAGUACUGUCGCAUACACAUAUGGAGUUGCAGGUCCUUUCUGGUACGCAGCAGGAGCCACCGUACAGAUUCUUGUGUUCUCCAUUUUGGCCUGUAAAGUCAAACAGAACGCACCACGAUGCCACACCUAUCUUGAGAUCAUCAACGCUAGAUACGGUCGCGUUGCCCAUCUGGUCUUUAUGGUCUUCGCCUUCAUCACGAACAUCCUUGUCAGUAGUCAACUUCUGCUUGGUGGCAGUGCUGUCGUCACGGCUUUGACUGGCAUGAACGUAUAUGCGGCCAUCUUCCUUAUUCCUGUUGGUGUAUGCGCGUACGUAAUUCUCGGAGGUCUGAGAGCAACAUUCCUUUGUGACUACUCGCACACUCUGAUCCUCAUGAUCAUCAUCUUGUACUUUAUGUUCCAUGCCUACGCUACAAGCGAACUCAUUGGGUCACCCAGCGCUAUGUACGAUCUACUGAAGAACGCUGCGAUAUCACGGCCCAUCGCCGGCAACCACGAGGGCUCCUACGUCACUCUGAAGUCCAACUUCGCGCUCAUCUUUGGUGUUAUUCAACUUUGUUCCGGAUCUGGGACGGUCUUCCUUGACCAAGCAUACUGGCAGCGAGCGAUUGCAUCUCAGCCCUCGACAGCUGUCAAGGCGUACAUUCUUGGUGGCAUUGCAUGGUUCGCAAUUCCCUUCGGAUUCUCGACCACGUUAGGCCUGGCUGCCGCAGCACUCACCGAUCACCCAAGCUUCCCCACGUAUCCGAACGUACCAAGUGCACACGAGAUAUCUUCUGGUCUCGCUGCUCCUUAUGUGGCUAUUGCUCUACUCGGCAAGAACGGUGCUGUUGCGUUGCUUAUUGUGUUAUUCAUGGCAGUCACAUCAAGUGCUUCAGCAGAGCUCAUCGCGACGUCAAGUCUUCUAACAUUCGACGUUUACAAAGCGUACAUUCAGCCAAAGGCCACACCGAAGCAACUCAUCUUUGUGUCGCAUAUCAUGAUCUGUUUCUUUGGAGUGAUCAUGGCGGUCUUUGCAUGCAUUUGGAAUGUUGCGACUAUCGAUCUCGGAUGGCUCUUCUUGGUGAUGGGUCUCCUGAUUGGUGGUGCUGUGUUCCCAGCCGCCUUCUCGAUUAUCUGGAAGAAGCAGACCCGCAUUGGAGCCAUCUCAGGCUGCCUUUGCGGCCUUGCAGCCGGUCUCAUCGCCUGGUUGACAACAGCGUUCCGCUAUUACGGAGAAAUCACUGUCGCUACUACUGGAACCGAAUACGCUACCUUGGCAGGCAACUUGGCCGCAAUCAUGACGGGUCUUAUCGUGACAACUGUCAUCUCGCUCAUCAAGCCGGACGACUUUGACUGGGAAAUCACCCGCGCUAUCAACGCUAUACCAGUAAACCAAGGGGUCAGACCGGAUGGCACCGAGAUACCGGAGGUAAAUGCGCCAUCUUCCUUCGAUGACAAGGAGGACAACAAGACCUCACCAUCUUCUCCAAUUGCCACGCCGUCGGAAACCGAUGCUGAAGCUCUACAUGUUUCUUCCACCGGCAUGGAAGACUCUCCUUCGUCUCUGCACAGCGCUUUCAAGCUCGCAUGCAUAUCCUCUUUAGUCUUGACUUUGGUCCUGGACUUCUUGCUCCCCAUGCCUAUGUUUUUCAGCCACUACAUCUUCAGCAAGGGAUUCUUUACAGCAUGGGUGGUGAUCAGCUUCAUAUGGGUGUUUGUGAGUAGCGCAAUUAGCUGCUUCCUACCGAUUUGGGAGACGAGGACAUUCUGGGGAGAGCUAUGGGGGAAGAUCCGGACAGGUGGCGUGAUCGAGAAGUGA
Molecule: messenger RNA, 2049 nt
Organism: Didymella exigua CBS 183.55
Lineage: Eukaryota; Fungi; Ascomycota; Dothideomycetes; Pleosporales; Didymellaceae
Product: solute symporter family transporter
Exons: 5
Coding region: 1-2049 (682 amino acids)
Biological process (GO): urea transmembrane transport
Cellular component (GO): plasma membrane
Molecular function (GO): urea transmembrane transporter activity
Source: RefSeq, a predicted model, not a curated record